Molecule: messenger RNA, 675 nt
Organism: Torulaspora delbrueckii
Lineage: Eukaryota; Fungi; Ascomycota; Saccharomycetes; Saccharomycetales; Saccharomycetaceae
Gene: FMP52
Product: Fmp52p
Exons: 1
Coding region: 1-675 (224 amino acids)
Biological process (GO): import into nucleus
Cellular component (GO): cytoplasm
Source: RefSeq, a predicted model, not a curated record
AUGACUACUCUUGUUUUGGGUGCUACAGGACUAUGUGGUAAGGCUAUUUUGAAAUACUGUGAGAAUUCACGAGAGUUGGGUGAAAUCUGCACUAUCACAAGAAGGGCUUUACCCUUUCAAUCUACUGCUGUACAAAAAGUCGACAAAGAUACGACCAAAUGGGGACAGUACAUCCCAAACGAACAUUUAGAGUUUGUGUUUACUGGGCUUGCCACUACGAGAGGAGCUGCAGGUGGCUUCGAUAAACAAUACAAGAUCGAUCAUGAUUUAAACAUAGAGUUGGCUAAAGUGGCAAAGGAAAAGGGCUGUUCUACUUUCGUACUAGUGAGCAGUGGCGGUGCCAAGGAAGACUCUAUGUUUGCAUACAUGAAGAUGAAGGGUGAGAUUGAGCGGGACAUCCUAGCCUUGGGUUUUGAUCACACAAUAAUCCUACGUCCUGGUCCACUUUUAGGUGAUAGGUUGACGUCAAAGGGGCUUAUCACAGACGUAUUCUCCAAGAUCGGUUCCUGGAUGUACAAAAGUAGGUUCCAGGUCCUAGGUGGCUAUCCAGUCUAUGGAGAUGAAGUUGGUAAGGUCGGAGUCCACCUUGCUUUGAAGGAAUCUGCACCAAACGGUAAGAAGGUGCGUAUCGUUGAAAGCAAAGAAAUUAUCGAAAUAGCUGAAAGUCUUCGGUAG